This is a messenger RNA of Dothidotthia symphoricarpi CBS 119687, 1698 nucleotides long. RefSeq names its product kinase-like protein. Gene Ontology annotation, biological process: peptidyl-serine phosphorylation; intracellular signal transduction. The coding region runs from base 1 to 1698 and encodes 565 amino acids. Gene Ontology annotation, molecular function: ATP binding; protein serine/threonine kinase activity. The record is from RefSeq and is a predicted model, not a curated record. Lineage: Eukaryota; Fungi; Ascomycota; Dothideomycetes; Pleosporales; Dothidotthiaceae. The transcript has 5 exons.
AUGGGCCAGAACAAUGGCAAGCCCGUCGUCUUCACCGACCAAGUCAACCUCAACCACUUCCGCCUGCUGCGAGUCGUCGGCAAGGGCGCCUUUGGCAAGGUGCGCAUCGUCGAGCGCAAGGACACGGGCUUGACCUUUGCCCUCAAGUACAUCCGCAAAGAUGAAGUCGUACGGUCCGAGAGCGUCCGCAACAUCAUCCGCGAGCGCCGCAUGCUCGAGCACCUCAACCACCCCUUCCUGUGCAAUCUGCGCUACAGCUUCCAGGACAUCGAGUACCUGUACAUCGUCGUCGACCUGAUGAACGGCGGCGACCUGCGCUUCCACAUCUCCCGCAAGACCUUCACCGAGGAGGCCGUCCGCUUCUGGAUAGCCCAGCUCGGCUGUGCCGUGCGCUACAUACACCAGCAGGGCAUCGUGCACCGCGACAUCAAGCCCGACAACGUGCUGCUCGACUCCGAGGGCCAUGUCCACCUGGCUGACUUUAACGUCGCCUCCGACUUCACCCCACACAAGCCGCUGACCAGCAAAUCCGGCACCCUCGCCUACCUCGCUCCCGAAGUGUACGAAGGCAAGGGCUACUCGUGCGAGGUCGACUGGUGGUCUCUGGGCGUGCUCUUCUACGAGUGCAUAUACAACAAGCGUCCCUUUGAAGCAAACAGCCACGACUCCCUCGCCGCCAAAAUCGCAAAGGGCGAGCCCACAUAUCCCGUCACGAGCCCGUCCGUCUCGAUGCCCUGCUUACAUGCCAUCAGCUCGUUACUAGAAAAGAACAGGAAGAAGCGCAUAGGGGCCAUUGGAUUCGAGUCGUUCGCAGACAACCCCUUCUUCCGUCCCCUCGACUUCAUUGCCCUCGAGGCAAAGGAGAUUCCGCCCGUGUUCAUCCCAUCGAGCGAUAAGACCAACUUCGACGCCACGUAUGACCUCGAGGAGCUGUUGUUAGAGGAGGCGCCGUUGGAGGCACGGGCACGGAGACAGAAGCCCAGGGAAGCGCUGAAGGACGAUGCAACAGAUGCCGAGAUUCGCGCAGAGGAGCUGCACCGCAUGAUCGAGACACUGUUCGAGCCCUUCAACUACACGACCAUCCCCGACUACCGCCCAAUCGCCGUCGCCGUCCCAGACCCGGCAGAUUCAGUUGGUGGCUCAAGAGCGAGCAAUCAGAGCAACAGCGACCAAGCUCCCGUGUCCGUCGCCUCGCAACAAGAUCCAUGGGGGCGCCCGCUCGCAAAUUCAAAGUCACCAGAGAGCGACCUCCAUCCAAACCGAUCGAUAACAACUGCUCAAUCCACAACACACUCGGCCAAUGGCAGCCCUCCACUAGCAAAUGCUAUCCUCAACCAUACACAAAAGUCCUCUACUGGGUCACCCACAGCGCAGCGUGGCGAGCACUCCGACUACUACCCUGGCGAGGGUGCCAUCCCAACGCCGUCCUUCUCCCGACCUAUGAACAACCGUCCGCGAGGCUCGCAGCGCAGCACCAGCAUGGGUGGAGGCGUACAGGUAGUUCUCAACGAAACCGGGUCCUGGUCGGAAAUGGCUAAUCAGAGCUCCGCGCUCUUGCAGAACCCUCAAGCCGUAGAAAAGCCGUCGGGCAUGCUAGGUUUCCUCAAUCGCAAAAAGGGCCGGGAUCGUAGUCCCAAGGCCAAAGAGAGGGGAGUCAUUGGUAAAGAGGGGGCGAGAGUCAUCAUCAGCAACACAUGA